This is a messenger RNA of Pseudozyma hubeiensis SY62, 354 nucleotides long. RefSeq lists its product as hypothetical. Gene Ontology annotation, biological process: proton transmembrane transport. The record is from RefSeq and is a predicted model, not a curated record. Gene Ontology annotation, molecular function: proton-transporting ATPase activity, rotational mechanism. The coding region runs from base 1 to 354 and encodes 117 amino acids. Gene Ontology annotation, cellular component: proton-transporting V-type ATPase, V1 domain; fungal-type vacuole membrane. The transcript is spliced from 2 exons. Lineage: Eukaryota; Fungi; Basidiomycota; Ustilaginomycetes; Ustilaginales; Ustilaginaceae.
AUGUCGGCGGCGGAACGAACAUUGAUAGCGCUCAUUGCGGAUGAGGACUCGACAACAGGUCUCCUCCUCGCCGGAAUCGGCAACGUCGACGAAAAGGGCGAGAAGAACUUCCUCAUCGUCGACUCGAAAACCUCCGUCUCCGACAUCGAAUCCUCCUUCAAUCACUUCACCACCGAACGCAAGGACAUCGCCAUCCUGCUGAUCAACCAACACAUCGCGGAAAAGAUCAGACCCAUGGUGGACAGGUACACACAAGCUUUCCCCGCCUUGCUGGAGAUCCCCGCGAAGGAUCACCCGUACGACCCGUCGAAGGAUAGCGUACUGAAGCGGGUGCAGAAGCUGUUUGGAGAGUAA